This is a messenger RNA of Rhipicephalus sanguineus (brown dog tick), 606 nucleotides long. RefSeq lists its product as uncharacterized. The record is from RefSeq and is a predicted model, not a curated record. NCBI's taxonomy places the organism in Eukaryota, Metazoa, Arthropoda, Arachnida, Ixodida, Ixodidae. Bases 1 to 606 code for a protein of 201 amino acids. The transcript has 2 exons.
AUGAACGCGAAAUUGCCAAGGCUUGAGCUGGUCAAGUUCAGUGGGCGACGGCAUGAGUGGCAGCCUUUCUGGGAGUUGUUCGAACAGGUGGUGCACAACAACGAUCAACUUUCCACACUGGAUAAGUUCCACUACCUGAGGGCAUCUCUCACAGGUGAUGCAGCUGCGGUGCUUACCGGCCUACCCCCAAAGUCCCGGUGCUACAACGACGCGAAGCAGCUUCUGAGAAAACGCUUCGGAAACGAAGAGCUUCUAAUCCAGGAGCACAUGAAGAAGCUCAUCGACGUUACACGUGUGCGCGCUUCGGACGAUGUGCGCGGACUUCGGCGUCUCUACGACACUGUGUCAGCGCGUAUCAGGGGACUCGAGACUCUCGGCCGGAAGCUCGACAGCUUCAGCUCCAUGCUGCUGCCCAUCGUGCAACGAGCGAUGCCGAAAGAGAUCCUGUUGGACUUCAGCCGUAAGUGCGUAGUGGAGACAGGCGGCCCAACUGACGAUCAGCAGGCUACCUCAGACGGCUCAUCGCUGACGACGGAGGAAGGAGACAGAGCCGCCCCCAAGGAGAGCACGAAGGAACGCAAGAGCUUGGGUACGCAAGCCGCUUGA